AUGCCCAAAGGAAGCCUACAAAAAUGGUUAAGCCCACAGAAACCACGCAAGACAGCAGAAGAACGUGCGAAUGAGCGAGAGCAACAAGAUCUUGAGAUGGCAAUGAAGUUGAGUUUACAAGAAGAGGAAAAGGUCAGGGCCGAGCAAAUGGCAUUGCUUUCUCAAUACGAAGGUCGUCGAGCAUCGAUCGAACAAGCUAUACCAGACGAUAUUACCGAGGAGUUUUCAUUGGCACAAGACGUUGAAGAAGAGGAUGAGAUACAUUCGGAUCCACUGCUAUCAAGUCCACUUUCACCUUCAUUGACACGGCAGGAUCAACAGCAUAAUAAUGGAUACCUUAGCGAUGAAGAAUUGGAUGACUUUGUACAAGGCAUGUUGGCGACAUCAUCAAGUAGCUAUAAUGAAUCACCUAUACCGAACAGGAUAAGGAAGGCAUCAGGGCGACGGGGGAAACGAUCCAUUGCUGAAGCUGUUGCUGAGAGCGAGGAUAACAGGAGGAAAAGACGAGUCGUAUGUUCAUCAUCAACGAAUACCCAUUAUAAGGUGGAUGGUAGUGCAUUGGAAAGCGAAUUUGAAAGUGCAGGGUUUGCCGAUUCUGCUGUUGGAUUAGCUUGGGAGAGUAGAGGACAAUCUCGGUAUUUGUAG
Molecule: messenger RNA, 645 nt
Organism: Lichtheimia ornata
Lineage: Eukaryota; Fungi; Mucoromycota; Mucoromycetes; Mucorales; Lichtheimiaceae
Exons: 2
Coding region: 1-645 (214 amino acids)
Source: RefSeq, a predicted model, not a curated record